AUGGAGCACGCGUUAGAAGAGGAAGAGGAUGAUGCAGAAGAGUUAUUCAUGUUGAUGGAGGGGAGUCUGAGGGUAUCCAGGAAUGUCAGAGCGAAGUGGUUCUUCCAGAACCUUGGGAGAAAACUCAAUUACAAGGACGACAAUUUGCCGCCAAAUGCAGAUGGGAUUAGAUUGGUUGGUGGAAUUCCUAAAUCAUCCCAGAAUGUCGGAGACGAACUCCGGGUAUCUCCAACUACAGUAGUCACUUACUUUUCAAACUGCUACCGUCUUAUUUUUGUUAUGGACUUGUCUCCUUCCGCUUUUUCUACUGACGAAAGUGGAUCAGGAAGUGUUUUCUAUACACGGAUUUUAAAGGUCGUCAAAUCUUGUUUGGAGAACGUUGUUAAAAGUGUAAGUCAAUAUUCUGUCAUCAGCAGUUUUCCUUUCAGUUUGAUUUCCCAGGUUCAAAAAUUCAAUUCCGGCCUCAGAUAUACAUUACAUUCUGUGCCUUUUCUCCUUUUCUUUGUUUUACGCACGAAAGUGUAAGUUUAUAUUUGUCCGUAAUCAUUAGCAGGUCUUGUUACAAGGUGUUUUGUUAAAUGAGGAGACCAUCGAUCUUGUUGUGGCCAAUCUCAUUCGAAAGUUCCACUCUUAUGUAAACGAUUUAUGCAGUUAUUGUCAGCCUUAUUUGAGUGAAUGGCAGGUUGAACGGAGGAAGUUCAGGAAGUUUGCGGAUAAAGUGGCGUCAGCCUUAUAUGAUGUUGUGAAUGAAAAUGGGGAAAACAUAGACUCCAAAGAACUUCGAGGAUUUCCGAAGUCAUUUGUAAGGGCGUAAAUUAUUUGGCAGUGUCAUCACGUUGUUUUUCCAGCCAGACUUCAAGGAAAAUUCGGCGGUGGGAUUUAUCCAACCCGACUGGGCUUUAGUCUUCAUGGUCAGACUUGGAUUGAUGGCGGUUCAAAUGUUACCCGAGCACACUCAGUCCAAUCUUGUUAUUGUGACUGACGGAAUCUGUGCGAUCCCAGAUGGAGACGCCCUGCAAAAUUUAAUCAGCCAGUUGAGGAGUCUUACGAUUACGUGCAGUUUUAUUCAGUUGGAACAAUCUUCUCUGAAAGGACCUUCUCUUGGACAUGUUGGGUUUACAGAACUUUUUAAGUGAGUUUUCCCUUUCCUUUUGCACAGGGUCCUCAGAAACUUUUGUAGGGAAGUAUUUUGCCAAAGGCGAGGCGCUAAUUUUUUACUGUAUGCAUUUAGAUUCCUGGCGAAAGCAACAUUUGGCAAAUUUUUGUAUGAAAAGGAUUUGGUCGAUGUCCCCGAUAGACAGUUGAGUUUUUAUCAUCGAGCUUUUUUGUCUUGGAACUUCCAACGGGCUUAUGAUUUGGACGAUGAAUCGAAGACUUUGGAUAUUCUCGGUUUGAAUAAUGAGUAAAUUCUUCUUUUUUUUCUUAUUGACUGGAAUUUAGGAUUACUCGAAAUCGACGGUUUUCGCAUUCAUACUACACUUCCUUAUAUAAGUUGUUGUACGUUCGACUACGAGAAGGUUAUACCAUAAAAUCAGUGUCAACUUUUGUCCGAGAUAAUGUGGAGAUGAUUAGAGUUCAACUGUCGCUUCUCUGGGAGACAAGAGCGACCAUUGAUUACAUUGUAUCUUCUCCGUGGAUUGAAGACUUCCAGGAGCUGUAAGAUUACUUAUUGGUCAUUGUUUUAUUUUUAGGUCCCAUAUUUAUGUUGAACUGUUUAUCGAGGGUUCAGUCGAUAGCCAAAUGGAGUUGUUCACUGACAUCGAUGGGGCUGAUCCUUUAAAGGACACUGUAACAAGGUAAAACAGUUGAAUUUAUAGGUACUUAUAAAUAUAUACGAUUUAGACUUUUACAAGUUGACGGUCUUCUGGUCCAUCUUCAUUCUUUUUGUCGUCAGCCGGCAUUUUAUCAAGUUCCCAAGGAGUUACAGGCUGAAAAUUCCGCACUUUUCGAACAAAAGGCCGGAAAGUUUGUCAUCACAGAGAAGUCAAAACGACUUUCUAAUAGAACGUUUACCAAGUUUUGGGCACCUGCAUGUAACAUCGAUGAGUCUCUCUGGUACGCUUUGUAAAUUUUUUUUAGUUUGUUUAGGCAGAAACUUGUUCAUAUGCAUACCGUGAGGUUAUUAUUAACCGAAGAUGAUUAUCUACCACGACAAUUGUUCACCAAGCACGAUAGAAUGAAGACUAUGGAUGAAAUCACUUGCCAGACUUCUAGCCAAAAAGUAAUCCAAUUGCUGAAUCAGGAAGCCAGCUUUACCUUGGUGAAGGAUUCUUGUUUUGUUAAAUUUGUUAAAAUGUAAGUGGCAUCUUAUGAUGUUUAUUCCUUUAGUGAUUGCGAACAACCCCCUCAAUACUUUUACAUCAUCCGCGCGGUAUUUGAUAUUCCUUGUGUCAUCUUGAAGAUGGCCUUCCUUGGUGGGCUAAGCAGUAAGAAGAGAUCAGCGGUUAGUUUGUCUUUUUGUCCGCCUUUAACAUACUUUUUACAAAUAGAUUGUGCAUGAAUUGUGUUCGCGGAUCUGCGCAAUUAAAGGUCAAAAAAGUUAUAAUCUCAUGACUAAAUCGGCCGAACUUUGGAUGCAAGAAGAAAGAAACAAACUCGUAUACAGUAAGACUAAGAAAACGUUUGAAACUUCACUGGCUCGGGUUGUUAAUAGACCUCUGGAGAGAAUAUUGGUUAGAUACAGCAAGGUUCCCACAGACAUUUCGAAUAUCGUCAGACUGGAGGAUUCAAGUGACAGCUGGGAGAUCAGGGAAAUGAUAAUGCACAAUGCCAUUGCCAAGUAUAUGAGUUGCAGGUGAGGUGCCAUUGGCUUGUUUAUUAAUAUUUUAGGAGGUUUGUCUGGGAAUUGAAGCCUGUUUUCCCGCGCUUGGACAAGGUUUCGCGAAAUUCGAUGGAAUUCAUUUUGGAGAUUAUCCUCAGGCGGCGAUUGAAACAAGGAUUCAGUAUUGCUUAUGGAUGUAAUGGAAUUGUGAACCUCACUCGUCAACUCAAUCAGGGCACUUCAGAUAGCCUUCCGCGAGUCGAACAAUGUGUCCUUUUUGGUCCGGUUUACACUGACACCGAACUCACAAACGAAACGUAAGAACUGCAUUUAUAAUCAAGACAAGAGUCUCGAUAAGAAAUGAGAUACAGGGAGACCUCUUUUUUGACCAUAAAAUUUACAUAAAAAAUGGCUAAGGAAUAAUUGUUUUUUCUCACCGUUUUAAACUAAAAAACGGAAUUUUAAUUAACUUUUGGUUACUGUAAGCAGCAUGAAAAUGACUUGUCAAAUUUAAGAAAAAAAACCUAAAUUUUUACAGAAAACGGCCGAAUGUCGACGAUGAUUUGGGUAUCCCAACGGUUAAAAAACCCCGAAACAAAGCCUCGAAAGGUUGGCCCAGAAUUGCUACAGAAGUGUGGUUGGAGCCAAGAAGUUGCUUGGAAGAGACGGGCGAUGACAACUCAGACCCCGGAGUUGUUAAUCCAAAUGAUAUUGAUCGGGUUAAGAGAGAAGAGGUACGUUUUUUGGCGUUUUAAUUUACGUUUCCAACGUUGCAUUACAGUUCGAGAUAUCUUGUAUCAUCUGCGCUUUCUGAAUUAGUUAAGGAAAGGUGUCGUCAAAUUUCUAAAAGCAAUGGUUGAUUUUUCCUCCUUUAUAACACGUCUGCUAUUGUUUUGAGACUCGGGUUUUUCUUGAACGUUUCUUAUCGAUUCGAAUUAUUUUUGGAGCUUUUAAGUACUAUUUUCUGAAAGGACGCAACUCCACCUUCCAAAAGAUUUCUGGAAGAUUGUUUAAACAGCGACUGAUGUCUCUGUCAGUAUCCCAGUGCGUUGAUCUCGAUGUUGGCCAUGCAAAUUGCUGGGCGGGGUCUUGCCCGUGUGUAUGAAAACGACUCUGAAAUUGAAUAGCUGCACUCCCAUUUCAAACCAUUCCCGAGUCUUUAUCGGUGAUCAGUGAGGGACGGGAAAUAUUGUGUCUGAUACAAAACGACCUAUUAUUAUUUGGCCGUUGCUCUUUGCCAAAACUACAGUGUGCAGAGAAUGUGUGUGUGGGAGGGAGUCGGUCCGGGAUCGGUAGGAAUGACCCUUACUGUUUGAAUAUGAGAGAUUGGUGAUACCGCCGAUAAGGUUCUAGUGCACUUAUAGUUGUAGGCUUAAGUUUGAUCGAGUUUGAGAGUGAUUGGCUGCUCGAAAACACCCGGAAGUGACUCAUUCUCAUGAACGGAGUCUAGUUUUGGUUUCUCUACAUACAGCCGGAUUACGGAGAAGCACUGUUUGCCAGUCAUUCCAGUGGAAUCAUCCAUCCUUGCAUUCUAUAUCCCUGUAAAGCCUGGGGAUUUAUCCGCUCGGAGAUGUGCAAUAUGGUUUGUGUGUUAGGGAUAUGAGUUUAUGUUGUUUUAAAACACUUAAAAAAUAUUGUGAUGGGAGAAUUUGGGCUCCAUUCUCGAAAAGGGGCCAAUUCGUGGAGGCAGAAUGGGGAGGAGGCUUUACAAAAAUGGAGGAAGAGCGGCGAAAAAAGAGGAAAAUAAGCGCUGAUUCAAAUUUUUGUUUGAUCGGUUCGAGUUUCCAUUUUAAAGCCUCAUUCCAUUCCGAGAAUCGGCGGAGUUUAUUUAGAUAAGCUGAAUAUUUACUCUGCCGAUGUCCUAUUUUCUCGAUGGCUUUAAAAGUUAUUUGUAUUAUGUCUGUGACCGGUAGCCGAUUAUGGUAACAUGUGUAACAUGGUUAUUAUAACUGGUUUUGGUACAGUAACCCUAGAAAUAUUCAAUCAACGAAGGUUAUGCAUCGGCUUGAUGACCUUAUGAGUCAGCUCACCGUUUUUGGCCUUUUCGGUUUGGCAAAGAAAGCAUUUAAUAUGCCCUAUUGGAAGUUAUUCCUUACCUUAAAAAAAUACGAAAUCAGAUGGCAAGGUUCUCUGUUUCAUUUCACCUACCAUCGGUGAUUUCUGGUUUCGGUGUAUUGAGAGUUGUUUUAAAUUCUUUUUAAACCAAAAUGAAAUUUUAUUUUCGCGAUCAAGUUAAGACUCGGAAAAACGUGAAGUAUAGCUACCUACCCUUUAAAAACCGCCUAAUUAGAAGGCUGAACUUCCUCUCCUUUCUAAUUGCUACCAUAUCUGAACUGUAAUGCAAAUGAGUUGGUCUAAGUGAAGAAAAGAAUUUCGCUGUGCCUUUGAGGCGUAUUCUACAAGUGAGAUUCUUUUUCUUCAUUUGAACUGAUUUAUUCAGCAAGUAAUAAGCAAUUAAUUUGAAGACUUAUACACUUAUUAUUUUCUUAAGCUCCUCAAAGAAGAUGACGCAAUUGUUAGAGCCCUGUUCACAUUUGACCAACUUAUGCACGCUACAGAAUCAGGCCUUUACGCUGAAGAAGCUCAUAAUUUGGAUAAGGUGGCUAGUCCCGCUUCGAAGGAACAGUUAUCAGCAGCUGUUGAUUUGUAUCAAGAUGUAUUCGAUCCGAAGUCACUGAUGGAUCAUGCAGAUCAGAGAGAGUUCAUGUUGAUGCCAUCGCUCGGGUUUAGUAAGUAAAACUAACAGUUUAUUUGAGUGGAGUUAUAUUUAGCUGAAGAAGAUAAUGAGGAUCGAAAGUUAGCUGAUGCUCGUCUGGAAAGUCUUCUGAAAUAUGUUCAGUCAGAACUGACAGCAUAUGCCGAAUGCUGUGUGGACGCAUUGGAUGACGCCUUUCUAUGGAACUUUGUUGAAGAUUGCCAGCAACACUUUGGGAUCAACAGAUUUUACUCACCUGAAGACACGAGUUUUGAUGCUGUCGUUAAUGUAGAAAACACACUCAAAUUGUCUAGGAAAUGUAACGGGAGAUUCAUGAGCCCAAUGCCGUCAUCAUCUGCUAGUUCAGAUGUAUGUGUUUCGCUAGUUGGGCCAAUUGCUGUACAGAAUUAGCAGUUUAAAACUAUAUAUCAAAUUUUUUGAUUUAAAAAAUUAUGCAAUAUCAUUUUUUAAUCGAAUUAUGAUUUAAAAUCUUAGUGUUCGACCGACGGAUACACGAACGACCACGAUCCCAAUGACUCCGAGGCUGUCCUUGAUGAAGAUAAGACUGAUCCUUUUGUGGAUUCUCCUCUCAACCGAUCUCUGUCAGCUGUGGCCAAUGAUCCGAGCCAUGAUUCAACUUUUACACGAAAUCAGACCAUUUCUAGUCUUCAGAGUGAGAUUUCCCAGAAACUGCGGUCAACAUCUGUCCCAACCUUCCCCGAUCCGAUCAAAGACACCCUCGAUUCCCCUACUGUAAAUAAAAGUUUGUUGGAUGCCUUUGAUGAAGCGAUUGCUUACUCUUCCAGUUCGUUAAAUGAGAUUGGAUCGGGUUCUUCAGGCGGUUACGAUGAAGGAAGUCCAUCGAGGAAACCGAGUGGAACUGGAGAGAAAUCUCGACAUGCCUCAGGACAGAGAAACAAAGAAGAAAAGAGGGACAGAAAGCUGUCCGGAUCACCCGUUCACAAAAUGUAAAUUUUCAAAACUUCUACGCAGAUUAUGGCCGUUUGCGUAUAUUUUUUGGUUUUUUUAGAUUGCCCAGACCGAAGCGGACACUAGAGGAUCUGGAGAAGCAACAUCUCGCUGUGAUGAGACAGUUUCCUAAAAGUCCGUUGGGUGGAUUCGGGAUUUACGCCCGUAGGUUAAACCCCCAUCGUUUGGUAUUUUUCGCCGUCCCCAAGAACGCAAAGACGGUCCGCUUAUUAAUGCCACAUUGUACAAGUGGAUUUCCGGUUAUGGUUUAUUAUGUUGACAAACUAAGAAUGGCCCAGAGAUUUGUGGAGAGCGGCUUUGGAGAGGUGCAAAAUGUCGAGAUUAUAGUCGAAGAUUUCACGGAGAAAGCAAGAAUAAGCACGCUGGCUUCCUUAAAUCAACAAAUCCGGGAGGGCUUUGUUGGGGAAUGUAAGUGGCUUACAGUUUUGUCAACAAAAUAUUAACGUGAUUUUUUAAUUUAUGUGUAUUUAGCCUGCUCGUUGGAUGAAUUUUAUCUCCGAGGAUUGGAAACGGAUGGACGGGCGCUUUCUCAACACCCCGAAUUCACAUUGUCAUCAUUUGACCUUAAAAGUUACGCGGAACAAGUUUUUGAAGAGUAUAUGUUCACAAAAGCAUACGUCGCUGCUACCUUUGUUGCUAUUGGACAGCAGGUCCUUGUGCCGAAGUCAGUUCUUCAAGAGACUACAGAGUACAGGUCAGAGCACGUGUCGUUAGAGGUGGGUCAAGUCCAUUCCAUGAUGAGAAAUAAAUGUAUCCAUCUGGAACUCUACGAAAAUGUCCCCAACAAAUUUACCAAUUCUGAAAUUGAUCUGGAUCCUCUGACUUUGAAACCCCUGCCAUCACCUGAGACUAUGAGAAAAUCGGAUUCCAAGAAGUUCUUUCGACUUUUCAAUGGUUGUCUUUCAAAGUAUAAUGAAUGGAAAGAAUGCUUUCAAAGACUUCUGACUUCGUAUCACUUCAAGAAAGUGCCUGGAUUGGAUGAUUUUUAUUACUUUUGGCCUCAUGGAAAGCCCGUAAUAAGAUUCCAGAAUGUCGAUGAUGUCUCGAGUAAGUAGAAUGAAAUAAACAAUAUGUUGGUGGCUUAGGUUAUUUCAAAGAUGUUUUCCGAGCCGUUGAUGAAAAUACGAAAGGAGACAAUUUAAGUGGAAGCCAUCAGGACCCGCAUGGAAUACCUCCAGGAAAUCAAUACGAUGAUGAUGAUAUUAUCCAGCUUUCUUCAACUGAUAUUUGGCCUUUGUUUAUUCAAUUCUCGAUUGGAGUUAUUGGUCCCGAAGGUGAAAUGGACAGCUUUCCAAUGGCCAACAUCCCGAAUUGCUUGACUGAAAUCUCGUCCAAAUGUGCCAACAGAGUUUUGCAUCCGGUCUGUGAAGGAAUAGGGUGUCAUACGGAGUUAAAGAUCAUUGUUGACAUGUAUAUUUUGACAUGGCCACUUCCCUCGAAUUCUCCUUUUCAACUUACCGACCCACAUUUAAUUUACGCUAGAUAUCAGGAGAAUCAGCAAUAUCUGGCAGAGAUGGAAGAGGAAAAAUAUGCCAGCAAGAGCCGGCAUUCUAGUAAACACCAAGACGACAGGGACGAGAAAGGAGAGUGCAGUGUCGUCAUCCAAGAUGCCGACUACAAAUCCGUUCCGCAUCGGCAGGAAGGUCUCAGAAGAGCCAACGAAUUUCUAAAUCAAUUACCAAAAGUUGAACAUGCCACGAUUACUCAGCUUCAUUUGGCUGUGAAGAGAUUAAUUUCAACGGAAUUGUUUUUUGAUUAUGGGCGACUUUGUGAACUUCCUCCACCAUCGCCUCAACCGACUUGGAGAAUGUUGUCUUCAAUGUUUUGUUUUGUUCGUCAGAUCUCCAGACCAACUGAAUCCGAUCCAUACUCUGUGGUCAACUACCCGGAGGCUACAUUUAUGGCUUACGAGCAGAGGCUGGUGCUCAUCGGGGAUGUCGAGGAUGGAGUGAAGCGUCUUGGAGAACGUCUUGAUGGUUUGCCCAUUGAGUAUGUAAAUUUAAGACGAAUGGACCUCAAGAAUCCGACGGUAUCUGACUUCGAAAUCCCAGAGGAAUAUUUUUCCGCGCAACAGUUAUUUGAUGAUGAUCCAGACCCGUUUGUGUUCUAUGCAAGCUCGGUGGAUGACCCUCUGCGUCUCGAAGAAACGCUUCAGGAAAGGUCGGCAGCUUCGUCAGUAACCCAGAAGCGCAGAGCUUCGUCUUGUGGAUUGGUGUUGGAGACCGUAGUUCGGAAUGUUCCUGACCAGAAAUCAUCCAGUGAAUUCUCCUCUGAAGUUUCGGAGAGUGAGACAGAAACGAUCGACUUAGUGCAACCGCUCAAUGAUAAAGCUGAUAAUGAUGUGUGUUUGGACAAUCCAAAUGGUGAGCUCGCUGGCAGAAGAAGCCGUUUAAAACGUCAGGCUAGCAGAUAUCACUCAUCCAGCAGCUUCUCAAGAGCUUCUUCAUUAGCAUCGAAGACAGAAGGAGAGACCUCUGGUGAUGACGACGAUGACAUUCGUGUUUUAUCUUCUGGAUCCGAAGGAAGAAUCAGUCAGACCGAUGGAUUUGUGGUUGGAAGUGAUUGCGGAACGUUGAUUGCUGAAGAACAAGUCUGUUCAGGUAAUAUUACGUUGUUGUUCGUGUGACGAAGUUGUUUACAGGUGGUAUUGCUCCACUGUCGCCUUUGAAGCCUGCAAUUGAAGCGGGAUCUGCUAAAAUGAAAAAUGGGUUUCCACUGGAAUGGCUUCAAAAGUCUGGCAUCUACGAUGAAAGUUCAGACGUCAGCUCCGAUGAAUCGUCACAAAAAACAUGUCAUGAUAAGACUGAGGCAUAUCGACAUGACUUUUGGAUAAUGAUACACGUCCGAAGAGGUGACCAAUACAAGACCUCAGUUUACUUCUUCUGUCGUUAUAACUCCCCGCAUAAAGCCCUAUUCCACAAAGCAGUCUUCGCAGUAGAGAAGCAGAUAAAGGUAGUUAACCAACAACUCUUACUUGAUCAACUCCAUCAAACUGAAGAGUGCGACCAGUUGCUCCUCGAUAGCCCUGAUAAGUUGGAUAAACAUAACAGUGCUUCCAACCAACCCCAACAACGUCGACAAGUCACUUUCUUUACUCACGAACGGAUUGGAAAUCAUGUCCGUAAUUUUAUGCGCCUCCCAUCGGAAACUGACAAUGACCGUGGUUCUGAUGAUGAAGACUCACACACCUCUGAUGUCGAGCUUGAAGGAGGUCUGGACACCGAAUGGAUGCACUAUGCUAGAUGUAAAUACCCACCUGGGUACUUCGCCUGUGAUAUUGUAUGGCAUCACUGGUUCGAAAUCCAUCCUAGGCUCCAGCCGACUAACCGACUGCACAGCGGCGGUGCAGAUAUGGGGAUUAAAGCAAUCAGAAUGGGGUUAGAACUCUUUGCCGUCCGGAAUCGGCCCAAUCUUUAUGUCUUCAAGGAAGCCAAUGGGAACGUCAUUUAUAUGAGGAUUUUCUCUUGUGAUGAACAACAGCUUGGACAGGAAUUUAAAGACACACCUGGUGAUAAACAGCCAAAGAUGCCCGGACGGAGCAGACCAGGAAGUCACGUUUUGUGGGCGAUUUAUGGUAUUAAAGAACCGUCACCAGAAGUCACCGAACAAAUGAGAGAAAUGUUACAAAAAAAGUUGGACAUGAAAACUCUGGAGGAAAUCCAGAACGUUCUUUUGAAGAAUGCUCAAGUUCGUCUUGAUUACAGUGAUGCAAAGUUCAUUCAACGAGAUCCUCACCAACCAGCUGAAGUCUACUUCUAUUCUAUUCCAAAAGCUGUUGCCCCGUUCCAUCGUGCAUUCCUUGGAUUCUUGGAACAACAACUGGAAACGUUUUGUACCCCACCUCAUGUUCGUGAGCAAAGUGGCGCCUUUAGUCCUGUCACUCCAAGAUCCCCAAAUCCCUCAGCUAUUCAUCGAACGCAUCAUCAUUCCGUGGCUUGGGCGUUCUGUCCAUUCGUACCCGAAGGCGCUCCCAAGAAUCCGCCCGAUUACAAUCCAAAAUUUUAUCUCAUAAACAAGCCGCCAGGUGAGGGAAUAUUGAAAUUCAUUUUGAAAAUAUUUUCAGGAGAAGGCCGAAGGGAUGUGGGAUUGGCUUGCAUUGAAGUAAAGCUUCUCAAUUCCAAUAUGGAAUGGAUUUCUCAUCCGAGUCAUGCAGAACCAAGUGACUUGGCCAAUCCUUUAUCCGGUUUCGUCCAGAAGUCGCAGUUAACUUUCCAUCAAAGGAUGGUCUACAUGCAAAGCCUUGCAUGUUGUGAGAAGAUCUUCGAUCCAGUCAGAAAACAGAGAGGAGAGUACCCUGCGUUAAUAGAGUUUAACGUUUGGCAGAAUGGAAACGUAAAUCUUGAGGAACUGGAUCACAAGUUUAUGGUCACAACUCAGCAAGCUGUUUGUGAUAUACUUACUGAAUAUGGUCUCCUGGCCAUGUCAAUGUUUGAAUCGGCCGGUGUUCAAUCGCAUUCUGGAUCCUUUACUCUUCCUACUUCAAACCCCAAGGCAAUAACAGGUACCAUGGAUCCGAAGGAGAUAGCGGCAUAUCGAGCUCAACAGAUUGCACAGUCUCGUCAGGACCAAGGGCCUACUCAUCGACGACAUACUGUACUUGGAGACAGACGACGAUUAGGGUCGGACGUGAGUUCCAACCCUGGUCUUCAACCAUUCCACCAACCUCAGUGCCCUCCAUCACCUGUCCACCAACUGCAUCCACAAAGUCAGCCAAAUCCUUUAAACAGAAUGGCGUUGCAACUUGACGAUGACUUUAUGAGCAAGGUUACUGCGGCCGCUAUGGCGGACUACAAGUAUGAUGUCCCUGGCUCGCCAAAUCCAUCUUCCGGUAGGGUUGUUCAUGAUGAUUGUUAAUUUUUAGGUGGUUCUAACGAUUCGAAGGCGGAUGGAUCUCAUCCAACCCCACCCCAAAACUCGACACCCGCACUGAGUUCUACAGCGAUGGGAAUAUACGGUUUUUACCAACACGAGGACAACAUGACUCCGCCGUCUUCAAUAAGCAGACACCACGGCAACCACAGUGGUGGAAAUUCAAACCCCCAAGGCGGUUUACAGAGUCCCUAUGGGAGUGUUGUAGGGCUUAACAAUAUGAAUAGGAGUUCAAGCGGAAGCGGUGGAGGUGACAAUGUUAGACAGGCGUCACCCGCUCUCCAUGCAUCGGUUGCUGCAGCUCUCGGCAAAUCGAUGGACGAGUCUCAAUUCCAGGCACAAGUUCAAUUGCCUCCGCGGCUAGCUUCUAUGGGUGCCAAUCCUCCCUCAGGGGUUGUAGCAGCAGCAAUUAAUGCUGUUGCGAACAUCACAAAGUCCGAUCAUUCUCCAACUCGACCCCGUCAGGCUUCUCAUAAAGACAACGCAAUUAGUACUCCACCUCCGCAGUCCUCGUCCAGACAAUCGCCAGCAGGAUCCCCUGUGGCAUUGGAAUGGAUGAGAGUCGAUUUCGCACAGACUGCCGCGGAUUGGUUGGAGUACUGUGCGCAUGGGACGAAGAAUGCCGUGAAUGUGGAUAACUCUGUAAAAAGAUGUACUUUUAUGUUGGAUUGCGAUGGCUCGGCUAGAAAGAUUAUGCAGGUAGCUAUAGUAUAUAAUUGUCAGAAUUUUGUUCCAGGUGGUGUUUGAUCGACUAAAACCAACUUUUAAAAGUGAGAGGCUUACAAUCUGCAAAUGCGUGUCUCCCAGUCCUGGAAUGCCAUCCACUGAUUACUGUAUGCCAUCCGGAAGGAAGCUUCAGACAUUGAAUUCUAUUAACACUCUAUUGGAACCAAUUGAAGUAGACCUCGGAAGAGCAAUAACUAUUGACGAGGACGAAGAGAUUGAGUUGGUGUUGUUUGGAUUUUACGACAAACAAACGAACCCGUCUCCCAAAGGCAAGGACUCCAAGUCAUCAUUUGAUAAAUCGGUCGACGAUGGAGGUUAGUGCCGUCUGUUUAGUUACUUAACCGCAUUAAAAUUGUAGGAAGGAUCCAGCGUUUUGCUCCACUGUACGACCCGUUCAUUCCGCGAAAACGGGUAUUCUAUCUUGUUGCCAGAGGCGAGACGAUCACAAUGUUCUUAUACAAUUACACCAAAGACUUAUGCGACAAGGCCAGAGAGAUUGUGAAGAGGACAGUUCUUUGGCAUAAUGCAAGAAGCCGUCUUCUUAGGGAGAUUGGACUUCACAAAAUGGGGGUGACUCAUCUAAGUACGUUAAAGACGAAUGAAACCAAAUACAACUCGUACCUGUUGCUUACAUGGCUAGAUCCGGAGACUCUUGUCCGAAAUGAGUACCCACCAGAUGACCUAAAGACACCAGAUUUCUCAAAGAUACCGAGAAAAUAUGCUCAACUCUUACUAAAAUUGUACCGAUUCUCCGGUAAGCAUCGCAUUGGAGAUAGGUACAAUGUUUAUUUUUCAGAUUCUGCGUUUGUGGCCAAGAACUUUUCUGCUGAUCCAUUCGAAGAUCAAACUCAACAAAUGUUAACACUAAGGGAUGACGUGAGAGCUAAACUGAACGACCACAGAUUAUUUGAUGAAAUCCAUAGAAGUUUAAUUAACGGGCAUUCCGAAUUACGAGAAGAUGGGCUGGUCCGAAUUACAUCUAGAUCUCAUCACGCUCACUUUGUCCAGUCUCCUUUAUUGCUGUUUACAAGUUGGCGAUACCAGAUAGCCCAGAUCCGAAAGAAUCUCGCCUCUCAUGUCGGAAUUUCUGGAAGGGCGGCCGAUGGCGGGGUCCGUUCCAAUUUUCCCAGCCUCACCGGAAACACCCAAAAGAAGGCAUCAAUACCUGAUGAGAAACAGGGUGCCGGGGGAUUGAAGUCAUCAUUGAGACCCAAGAAUUCAAGUGGACCGUCAACAAAAAAUCGGUCGAAAACAAUGACGUAAGUAUUAAUAAUAUGUAUCCCAUCAUAAUAUUAUCCUUACAGCUUCAUUCAAAAUCAAAAGAAGCCGGAAUUAGGUGAAGAAGUUGAAGCUCACAGAAAGCCGUCGAAUAUGAUCAACUCCGCACCUUUGCACUCAGUUCUCAGCCAUCCGAAAAUCGAAGAUGAGUUCUGUAUAUUAAAGAUACAGUACAUGCUUGUGGAAGACUAUGUUCAUUAUCUUCAAUUGAUCGGGUUGAAUCUUUUAAAAAUUCAUUCGGAAAAUCAAAGUCAAGCAUUCAACCUGCAAUACACCGCUGAUUGCACACAGGCACCGAAUGUAUGGCUAUAUCUGGCUAAACCUGGCGGUAUAAUAUUUGCCCACGUCACCUUUGUAGAGCCCUAUUUUGCGGUACGUCAUCUUAAAACUUAUCGUUGUACUUAUAUUUAGAUUUAACGUAACCAAAACUACUUAAUUUCUAGGUGAGCUUCUUGUUUUGGAAUGCCUCUCAACUCGGGGAUUAUUUCCAUCCGGAUCAAGCAGUGCCUCAGAAGGAUCUUGAUGACAUGAGACAGAUUGAGCUGAUAAAGAAUGAUCUGAUUUCUCGUUGCCACGUCCAUUCGUUUACAUACGACUUCCAUCUUCGUAUGGUUUCAAAGUAUCUAACGGGCGGACAACAAGUGCUGUUCAACAGGGGAUAUAACACUAAUGCCUUCCUCAUCGAUUUCUUACAGUACUAUGGAUGCCGUCCUCCGUUUGCACAGAAUUGCAUUUACGAAGAACGGGCGACUUUUGAAUCUCUGAAAGUAACUUCCCAUGUUGUUUGGGAGUACUUCUUGAACAACGAGGCCCAAUUUGGAUGGGAAGUGGUCAGAAUCAAGAAUGUAGAAGCCAAUGAAUAUAUGCUAGUUUCCAAAGAGCUCAGAGAAAUAUCCGGACACAAAUACACAUUAAUAAGCGUUGUGCUCAACGACACCAGGGCGGGGCAUACGAAUGCUCAUCAUAUUGACCUAAAGUUAUAUGUGAUCAUGGUGGCUGAAGAAUUUAGUAAGUUAUAAAACGAUAAUCAAAUUAUUUCUUAGAAUUUUCUCUGUCCGAUGCAACAGGCUCAAUGCGACGAAGAGCGGGAAGUGGCGAGUUUGCUCGGAAGGCGACAUCCACUGAAAGCUUAUCGACCGCCCAUUCGCUGAUAUAUCUCAGAGAGCCAACGUAUUCUGGAUCUAAUAGUUCAAACGCUAGCGGAACUGGAGGUGAAUUUACUCGAGUUGAGAGACCGGACAUACUUCGACAGAACGAAAUCUCUCAAAGUUAUUCAGAAGCCCAUGUUAGCAGGUAAGGGUAACAAAAGAUACAUAAAUCUUUGUUUAGAAUGGAUUCUUUUCGAAACCAGAUGUUGAAAGAAAAGGAGAUCAAAGCUCUGGACGAGCUGAUCGCAAUGUCGACUGAUGAACUCAUGUAUGACAUUGGAAUCCGGCCACCACGCCAACCAGCCUCCACUUCCAAACAACGGAGACAUUACAGUGGAGGAGAUAUAAACACGUUGCGAAGGAAAAGCGAAUCUGGAAACGAUCGAAACGACAAGAAUGGAUCAGCUCCUCCGGUUGAACACGGAUAUCUCACGGGAUCUCAAAAGAAUUGCUCUCAGAUUGGGUCUAGGAUGACAAUCCGAUCAGCUUCGGCAGAAACCAGGAAGACAGAGACCCGAAGAAACAGUGAAGCCAUUCCUCAAACCGCCGCUUCUUCGAGGAGAAUGGGAGGAUCCUUGACAAAACUCAACUUCUCUGAUCGAAUGGAUGAAGUGUGGAAACAACCGGAAGACACGGACAACUCUUUUGUAUCCUUUGAUAUCUCCAGCGGCGACAAAGAAAGACUGUCUAUCCAGAAGUCCCCGAUGAGAAGACAUCAUCAAGCUUAUCUAGAUGGGCUCCUAAAACGUCAGAGUGAUGCAGUAUUGCCUCCUGAACAGGUAAGAACAAUGCCACCUUCUCUAUUUUGUAUCUUCAGGUUACCUAUGUCCAUUACUUGUCGAAUCAACAACGUCGUUUACAACACUUGCUAGAAGAAAGUGCGAAAGUGAAGAAAGAAGAGUUAAAAGCUUUCGUCCAUGAGGAAGCUGACAAAAUUUGUUAUAUCAACUCCCUUUGGAAGAGAAUGCAUGCCACGAAGACGACCAGUGGAUCUAGGAGACCACAUGGAACAACUUUAUUUGCUACCAAAAAUGAUUCUGGGGGAGACUCAAACUCCGCAAAGUCGGUAGUGCCAGAAAUGUCUUUUGAAGACCUUGAAGCUAUGCUUAAAGUUGUGAAAGUUCAAGAGAUCGGAACAGAACAGCCGCAGGUCGAAUCCCUCCUAAAAGAUCUUAAUUUCACGAGAUUCAUCAAGUUCAUGAAAUCCAGCAACGAAUUAGUACAUAGAUGCCGGUACUUUGAUCAUACGAACAAGCGAAUUAUAGUAUUCCUAACGCCCGGUGAGGAGGAGGAAUCGGCUUUAAUGAUCAUGGAAACCGCAGCAAUACCAAAGCUACAGCUAUUCUUGCUGAUCAAGGAUACCUCCAAGGAUAUUGUUAUACCGGAUCCACCAAAGGUCUACAGGCACUUUGAGCAAAUCGUCAAUUUCAUCGGUUCUUUCGUCCUUCUGGACCUGGUCAACAAUAUGCCCAGCUUACCCUAA
This is a messenger RNA of Bursaphelenchus xylophilus (pine wood nematode), 15950 nucleotides long. The record is from the annotation of a GenBank genome assembly. NCBI's taxonomy places the organism in Eukaryota, Metazoa, Nematoda, Chromadorea, Rhabditida, Aphelenchoididae.